Molecule: messenger RNA, 842 nt
Organism: Prunus mume (Japanese apricot)
Lineage: Eukaryota; Viridiplantae; Streptophyta; Magnoliopsida; Rosales; Rosaceae
Gene: PDF1.4
Product: defensin-like protein
Biological process (GO): defense response
Source: RefSeq, a predicted model, not a curated record
GUGCAAAAAUGAAUAUGACUGGACUCAAAGCCUAGCCAGUCCAAGCCAGUCCAAUCCAAUGCUUCAAAGUCCAUCCUAACCAAUCCAAGCCAGCCCACCAAACAGGGCUUAAAAGAAUUGAUCCACCUGUCAGCCUAUAAAUAACAUCAAAUCAGCUCACCAGCAACCCAAACCCCAUCUUUCACUUUCAGAAUAGGAUAGGCAAAAAUGGCUAAGCUACUCAGUCAUCUACUGUUUUAUCCCAUCCUCUUUCUCUUCCUCUUUAUCUUUCUUGCAUCAACCGAAGUAGCAAUAUUGGAAGCAAGAAUCUGUCAAAGGCGUAGUAAAACAUGGUCAGGGUUUUGUGGGAACACUAGAAACUGCAACCGUCAAUGCAGGAACUGGGAAGGUGCUUUGCGUGGAGCUUGUCACGCUCAAUUCCCAGGGUUUGCAUGCUUCUGCUACUUUAGAUGUUGAUUCGUGAUCAACCACAGCAGCAGUCAGCAGCAUCUCGAACCUCAAGCUUUCUUAUAUAUCCGGUUAUAUAUACAAAGAAACGCUAGAGUGAGCCUAGUAUCCACUAAAUAAGUCAGCCACGACACUGGUCAGCUGAAAACAACAUCCUCAAUGUAACUUUUUGCCGCACUUUGUUAAAAAAAUACGCACAGCACUGCUGCUGCUACUUCUUCUUCUGUUUGGUUCCCUGCUUUAAUUGUAGAUAACCUGUAACGUAAAGGAAUUCAUGGCGGAAAAGAAUGGGGGAACAAAAAAACAUCAAUGCUUUGAAUCCAACAAUGAAAUGAAAAGGAGAAGAAAAAACAGCACUGCUGUGAGAUCUCCAGUACAACAUGAGCUCCCGAAUC